Messenger RNA from Brenthis ino (lesser marbled fritillary), 1320 nucleotides. Lineage: Eukaryota; Metazoa; Arthropoda; Insecta; Lepidoptera; Nymphalidae. The record is from the annotation of a GenBank genome assembly.
AUGGCAUUUCGGAGCACUUGUUAUUGUGAUUCUUGGACAAAUAUGGCAAAAGUGUUACACAGCUGUAAAUAUUAUUUACUACUAGCAAUGUUUCUGUUAGUGGAGACGAAUCCGAUAAGCAGAACAAUUAAUGAUAGCGAAACUAAUGUCGUUUGCUCUAAUUCUGGGGAGUCAUCGGAUUACGUUCUAAAGCCAGGGAUGAUUUCCGACAACAACAAAACUGUUGGAAUAAGUCUACGUGGAUGCAAGAUAUAUGAUAUCAAUUUACAAGCAUUUCAAAAUUUAUCAUCACUUAUGUAUAUCGAUCUCUCCCAAAAUUAUGUUUCACAUUUAAAAUUAGGUGUUCUGGACGGCGCCAGGCAGGUAACGCUCUUGAAUCUUUCUUAUAAUGUUAUCACUGACCUCCCACUAGAUUUAUUUGAACAAAAGCCUGACUUAGAAAUAUUAGACUUAAAAGAAAAUAGAAUUCAAGAGCUCAAGUUAGGUAUAUUCUAUCAACUUAAGAAAUUAAAGUAUUUAGACCUUUCAAGUAACCAAUUGAAAGGUAGAGAUAUAGAUCCGCAUAUUUUUGAUGGUAGUCGACAAAUAUUUUUUUUGGAUUUCUCGAGAAAUCAUAUGUCUGAUGCGCCAAACAAUUUACUUUACGCGUUAGAAAAGUUAGAGAUUUUAAAAUUAGACACAUGUCUUCUUACUCACGUACCAGCAUUCGUGACUUCCGGAAAUCUUAAAGCUUUAAAACAUUUAAUUCUAUCAACAAACUAUAUAAGAAGCUUAGAAAAUUCAACCAUGUUUUUUAAUUUAAUUAAUUUGGAAAUAUUAGAUUUAGCUGUUAAUGCCAUAGAAAAUAUAUCUGAUGAUGUCUUUAAACCUUUAAACAAGUUAAAAGUUAUUAUUUUAAGACGAAACAGAAUAUCACAUUUACCAGAUACGCUAUUUUUAAAUAUGAAAAGUGUAGCAAAUAUUGACUUAUCCCAUAAUGUAAUAGAGACAGUUCCUGUUAGUGCUUUUAGGGGAACGUCCGUUAAGAAUUUGAACUUAUCUAAUAACAGAUUUACAUAUUUAAUUGACAAUUUUUGCUUACAAUUGAGAAAUUCGGGGGCAAAAUUAAAGAAAUUUUACUUCAACCUAAAUCCUUGGCAAUGUACGUGUCUUACGUCUUUACUAGAUGAAGUAAAAAGACUAGGAAUAGAGUAUAACAGUAUUAAUUACGAUGGAACGCAUCCUAUAUGCGUGACAACCAACGAUGUAUCUUGUAAAAGGCACGACAGGUUUAACUCUAUAUACAAGGAUUUGUACGAUGAUAUAAUAUUUUUGUCGAGU